Molecule: messenger RNA, 1665 nt
Organism: Lolium perenne
Lineage: Eukaryota; Viridiplantae; Streptophyta; Magnoliopsida; Poales; Poaceae
Molecular function (GO): zinc ion binding
Source: RefSeq, a predicted model, not a curated record
GCGGAACAUCGAGAAUGUAUGUUUCACUUGGUGAGCAACUUCAAGAAGAAGUUUCAUGGGAAGGUGUUUGAUGACCACCUUUGGGCUGCUGCAUACUCAUGGAACCCGUAUGUAUUCGACAAACAUUGGGUUGCAAUGGAGGAAGUAAAGCCAGCCGCAACUGCAUAUAUAAGGAAGUGGCACAAUAGGUUGUGGUCCAGGAGUCAAUUUUCUACCUUGUGCAAGGUGGACUAUGUAACCAACAACUUGGCGGAGUGCUUUAAUAAUUGGAUUAAGCACUACAAAUCAUUGAACUUAGAUGAUUUCAUGGACAAGGCAAGACAGCUUAUUAUGAUAAUGUGGAACCGAAGAAGAAAAGUAGCAAAGAAGUUAGAUGCUUUGGUUCUGCCUCACCUCAUGAAAAGGCUAAAUGCAAUGACUAGAGAAUUAAACUUGGAGGUGGUAGAAAGCUCAGAAAUAUUGGCUGAAGUGACUGCAUUGGGAGGUGGUGGUUUUAGGUUUGUUGUCAACUUGCAAGAGAGGACAUGUUCUUGCAGACAAUGGCAAGUUUCUGGUCUUCCUUGCAAACAUGCUCUUGCCUUCAUCACAUCACUAAGUGAUGCACACAUAAAGAACUAUGUCGACUCAUAUUACUCCGUUGACACAUUUAGAGCAGCUUAUGCCCAAUUAAUCCCUGCUAUGCCCGACAAGAGUCAGUGGCCUAAAUCUGACCAUGGAUUCUUCAUGCAUCCACCAUUACUAAAGGCUACAGCUGGUAGGCCUAAAACUGAGAGGUACAAAGGUUGCGGCGACAAGAAAAGUAAAAGAGGCAAACAUUUGUGCCCUAUUUGCAAGGAUUAUGGGCAUCAUUGGCACAAUUGUAAGAAGGGCAACCCGGAUGACAUUGCUGCAAUGAUGGCUGUUAGAGAACCACCAAAGAGGAAGAAAACGACCAUCAAAACAGCUGAAUCAUCCAUUGUGCCGUGCGACGAUGGAGCACCAACAAGGAUGUGUUUCCCACCAAGUAGCCUUAGCUUGGAAACUACAACAAAGAAAAAGGGAAAAGAAGCAAAAUCUAGUGCUUCUACAUCAAAAAGGAAAAGCUUGGAGGGCACAAGUAGCAACAAGGGGAAAAAGGGUAAAUAUGAAUCUGGAGGAUCAAAGAGAUCAGAAACAUGCUCAAAUCAACUUGUGCCGCUUUCCAUCGAGCAAAAUAAGAAAGAGCAUGUUACAAAAAUUCUGGUGCCAUUUGACAGCCCAGCAAUGGGUACAAGAAGCAAAAGAAUUAACAGUACAAGCCCUGCAAUGAGCACAAGAAGCAAAAGAAGGCUAAGCUUGUGAUUCUGAAAUGUGGAGCCGUUUGUAUGGAACUUGUAAUGUGUGCACUUGUUCUGUGCCAUCUUUUGUGAACUUGGCAUCAAUUAUGUGACCAUGUGACAUUUUUUGUGAACUUGACAUCAUGUAUGUGACCAUGUGACAUUUUUUGUGAACUUGACAUCAUGUAUGUGACCAUGCCGUGUGAUGCAUGUGUCCCCUGGUGGUGAUAUCUAAGGAUUUCUAUAGUUUUAGAACUGGUACAUGUUGUGUUUAACAUUAUAUAUAUAUAUGAACUGUUUAUGGCAUCUAGUUAUAGGGAAGUUCUGUCAAAAUUUCGAAUUUCUUAAAAUCUGAUCAAAUGUUGCAGCA